UGCAGAGGGCACCACGCGUUGGCUCCGCUGGUCUCCGGCCGUUGGCUGAGCGUGGCCUCUGAGCAAGUCGGUUGGCACCCGGCUGGCUCAGGGUCAGGCCUGUCCGGGAACAGCACAAGGAAUUGGGCGGGCCGUGAGCAGCCGAAAGGGUCCACGCAACGAUGGCAGACAAAGGCAAAAAGGGGGGCAAACCAGCUGCGGGGGCCCCUCCUCCUCCUCCGGGCGGCAAGAAGGAGGGAGAGCAACCCCCGGGGGAGGGGAAGCAGCCCCCCGGGGAGGGGAAAGGGGAGGAGAAGAAGGGAGCUGAGCCGCCGCCGCCCAAGCCCAAAUCCGUGCAGCCCAAGGACGAAGUGGGCACGAGGAAGGGGUGCCGCCGCUACAAGUGGGAACUGAAGGACAGCAACAAGGAGUUCUGGGUGAUGGGGCACGCCGAGGUCAAGAUCCUGAGCGUGGGCUGCCUGAUAGCUGCGCUGGUCAUGUUCACCGGCACCGUCGUGCACCCGCUCCUGACCCUCAUCAUCAGCAUGGAACUGUCCGUCUUCCUCUUCUUCAUCAUCGUCUACUCCUUCGCCAUCAACAGAUACAUGCCCUUCAUCCUGUGGCCCAUCACUGACCUUCUCAAUGACCUGUUCGCCACUGCUUUCCUGGCCGGCGCCACGGCCUUCGCUGUGCAAACUCGCCAAACCAUGCCAAUGAACUACUUUGUUGCUGUGAUCCUUAUUGGUGUGGCUGCAUUUUUCCCUUUAAUCGAUAUAUGCCUUCAAAGAAAACACUUCAGAGGCAAGAAGGUCAAAAGGAAUGUGCUGGUUCCUCCUCAAAAAAAGGCAGAUGCUGCGAAGGCAAAGGAAGAGGCAAAAUCGGGGGCGGCAAAGCCGAAGGAAGACAAAAAGGGAAAGCCAGCGGCGGCGGCGGCGGCAAAGCCAGGCAAGAAAUGACACGAAGGAGAAGCUUGUGGUUGGAAGUGGCCGUGCGUUUUACAACGAAGCAGAGUCCCACUGUCUUCCUUGUCUUCUUCCUCAAUGAUUUCCUUUUCCACUUAAAUAACCACCUCUGCUCGGAAAAGAAA
This is a messenger RNA of Eptesicus fuscus (big brown bat), 1066 nucleotides long. RefSeq names its product CKLF like MARVEL transmembrane domain containing 2 (gene CMTM2). The record is from RefSeq and is a predicted model, not a curated record. The coding region runs from base 162 to 935 and encodes 257 amino acids. Gene Ontology annotation, cellular component: membrane. The transcript is spliced from 4 exons. Lineage: Eukaryota; Metazoa; Chordata; Mammalia; Chiroptera; Vespertilionidae.